Molecule: messenger RNA, 612 nt
Organism: Fusarium verticillioides 7600
Lineage: Eukaryota; Fungi; Ascomycota; Sordariomycetes; Hypocreales; Nectriaceae
Exons: 1
Coding region: 1-612 (203 amino acids)
Source: RefSeq, a predicted model, not a curated record
AUGCCUCCCCAAAAGUCUACUCCUCAAAAGGCUACCCCAAAGGCUAUUCCAAAAGCCACUCAAAAGGCUACCCAAAAGUCUACUGCUGAAAAGUCUACUCCUCAAAAGGCCACCUCUCAAAAGGCUACCCAAAAGUCUACUGCUCAAAAGUCUACUCAGAAGUCUUCUGGCGAAGGCACUGAGUCGCCUCCAGAUGACAAGGGCAACUGGUACAACCUCUGGGAAGCACUGGCUGGGAGCGCGAAAGGAAACACGAAUACUGUUCGAGGCAGUGGUAACAAUACCAUACUAAUUGGAACCGACAACAAGAAUGAGCUCGACGGCAACAAGAACCUUGUUGCAGAGCACGGUGCAAGAAAUGAGAACAAAUCCAAGGGCCAUUGGAACAAAAUUGGGCUGAAGGGUGAAGAUAUCAGCCACGCUCCUGAAGAAAGCAUCAACAAACGCGUCAUCCACCUGACGAACUUGUCCAAGCCUAAGAAAGGCUCGACGACUGGAGACCAACAAAGAGGCAACAAAGGGAAUGACAUCGUGGCAGAUCGGCUUCAACGGAUCCGUCACAUGUGCAACGGCUAUUUGUCUGAAGGGUAUAAUUGGGAUGAAGUUCCGUAA